This is a messenger RNA of Musa acuminata subsp. malaccensis (wild Malaysian banana), 1330 nucleotides long. Lineage: Eukaryota; Viridiplantae; Streptophyta; Magnoliopsida; Zingiberales; Musaceae. The record is from RefSeq and is a predicted model, not a curated record.
UAAAGCUGUAGUUAAGUAUUGACUCCAUUUGCUGCAAGUUGGAGGAGCCCAUGACAGCGUCCGGAGUUCAGCGCAGUUCAUGCUUUUGAUCAAUCAGCACUGAGCACGAGCCUACAUUAAAUGCGUCCCAACUUGGUCAGCAAAGCCUGCUGUUGGUUGGCCGCUGCAUUAUUACGCCAUUCGAAGGGGGACCAUUGACCGUAAGGUUGAUACUUCUUUUCCCCUCAAGACUGGGUCUUUCUUCUCCGUGUAUUCUUCCAUGUUUUCUCAGUCCAUAAGAUUCCAGUUUGAGAUCUUUUAGCUUCAUAGUUUAGUUGGAACGAUAAUAUAUUGAUUUAAUCUCUUCGAUUAUAUUAAGUUCAGAUAGUUCUACUAAGCUAUUGCUAUAUCCAUCAACUGAGACAUGCUGCUUCAUCUGCCUUCCUCAAUUUUUCUUGGUUUGGAAGGUCAUUCACCCCUUCAUACCAAGAUAGUUCAGCAGCAACCAGCAAAAGCCAUGGCCACGUCUUCCCUCGUCACCAUCUUCUCAUUCCUCUUCCUCGUUUCUUCCAACCUUGCUGCGGAUCCUGACAUGCUGCAGGAUAUCUGCGUGGCGGAUCUCAACGCUGGCGUGAGGGUGAAUGGCUUUGCGUGCAAGCCGGCAGCGAACGUGACGGAGGCGGACUUCUUCUUCCAGGGGCUGGCGAAGCCGGGCGCGGCCACCAACACCACCAUGGGCUCCCUGGUCACCGCCGCCAACGUGGAGAAGAUCCCCGGGCUCAACACCCUGGGCGUGUCCAUGUCCCGCGUCGACUACGCCCCCGGCGGGCUGAACCCGCCACACACCCACCCCCGCGCCACCGAGAUUGUCUUCGUGCUCGAGGGCACCCUCGACGUGGGCUUCAUCACCACCGCCAACAAGCUGAUCGCCAAGACCAUCACCAAGGGCGACGUCUUCGUCUUCCCUCGCGGACUCGUACACUUCCAGAAGAACAACGCCGACGUCCCCGCCGCCGCCCUCGCCGCCUUCAACAGCCAGCUCCCAGGCACACAGUCCCUGGCGGCUACCCUCUUCGCCGCCACCCCUUCGGUGCCCGACCACGUCCUCACCAAGGCCUUCCAGAUCGGGACCAAGGAAGUCGAGAAGAUCAAGAGCCGCCUCCAGCCCAAGAAGUGAGAGUUCUCAGUUCUUGGACUCGGCCACUGUGAUUCAUGGUUUGUAUGAAGUUGCUACUUCUAAUUCUUAUUGAGAUUUGAGAGAGUGUAAUAAAGACUGCAACUAUAGCUCCCAAUCAAAGCCUAAUAAUUCAAUGCCCUUUCCUACUCUCUUGUUGAAAUAAUUCUAUCAGAA